Mugil cephalus (flathead mullet) is the source of this 1246-nucleotide messenger RNA. RefSeq names its product olfactory receptor 52D1-like. The record is from RefSeq and is a predicted model, not a curated record. Gene Ontology annotation, biological process: G protein-coupled receptor signaling pathway. Gene Ontology annotation, molecular function: olfactory receptor activity. The transcript has a single exon. Bases 172 to 1134 code for a protein of 320 amino acids. Gene Ontology annotation, cellular component: membrane. NCBI's taxonomy places the organism in Eukaryota, Metazoa, Chordata, Actinopteri, Mugiliformes, Mugilidae.
AUUGAUUGAUAAUACUGAAUACUGUUUGUCAAUGUUUGAUCUCCAUGUUCAAAUAUACGUUUUAAUUUAUUCAUUUAUUCACAAAGUGUCUUUGCAAUCUUUCCUUUUUUGAUAUUUCUGAAUCUUUGAAUCUCUUUUGUCCACACCAGGUUUGAAUUAACCCCAUGAACGAUGGAAAACGAGACUUUAGACACAGCCGUCCUGAUCCUGGAGGGGUUAAUGGUCAGCCCGCAGUCCUCUGUUCCAGCCUUCGUCAUCCUCCUCGUUCUCUACGUCUUCAUCAUGGUGUCCAACAUGGGCCUGGUGGUGCUGAUCUUCACGGACAGGAGCCUCCAUCAGCCCAUGUACCUGCUCUUCUGUAACAUGAGCAUCAACGAUGCAUUCGGGGCCUCGACCAUCAUCCCCCGCCUGCUGAGCGACAUCUUCCUUCCGAGCUCAGAGCGUUACAUUUAUUACUAUGACUGCGUGGUCCAAGCCUUCUGCGCCCACUUUCACGCCAGCAACACCCACACCGUGCUCAUGAUCAUGGCGUUCGAUCGCUACAUGGCCAUCUGCAACCCGUUGCGCUACGCCACCAUCAUGACCACCCGCAUGGUGGCGGGGCUGUCGGUGGCGGCCUGGGCCGUGUCCUUGUUCUUGGUAACGAUCCUGCUGGGCCUCAGCAUCCGCCUGUCCCGCUGCAGGAGGGUCAUUUUCAACCCGUUCUGCGACAACGCCUCCUUGUUCAAGCUUUCCUGUGAGAGCGUCCUCAUCAACAACAUCUACGGCCUCAGCUACACCGUGGUGCUGCUCGGCUCGUCCCUCGGCAGCAUCGUGCUCACCUACCUGAGGAUCGCCAUGGUGUGUCUGAGCAGCCGGAACAAGUCUGUGAACAGCCGGGCACUGCAGACCUGCGCCACCCAUCUGGCCAUGUACAUCAUCAUGAUAGUGUCAGGUAGCAUCAUCAUCAUCCUCCACCGCUUCCCUCAGCUGUCCGCCCACAGGAAACUGGCAUCCAUCAUGUUCCAUGUGGUCCCCCCCACCAUGAACGCCAUCAUCUACGGGCUACAGAUCAAAACGGUCAGAGAGAAAAUUCUCAUCCUGUUCACCAGGAACUCAGUGACUGUCGGAGAUCUACGGGUAAAUAAACUGUAAUAAAUCAAUGUUAACUUCCACUCAGCAAUUAUUCACUAUGUGCUACAUAAAAUAUCGUUAGCCCAAUAGCAAAACUGCCUAAGUCAUAUUUGAACAUUUUCAGAAAUUUUGG